This is a messenger RNA of Beauveria bassiana ARSEF 2860, 768 nucleotides long. RefSeq names its product CTD kinase subunit gamma. The record is from RefSeq and is a predicted model, not a curated record. Bases 1 to 768 code for a protein of 255 amino acids. Gene Ontology annotation, biological process: positive regulation of DNA-templated transcription, elongation; positive regulation of transcription by RNA polymerase I. Gene Ontology annotation, cellular component: CTDK-1 complex. The transcript has 3 exons. Lineage: Eukaryota; Fungi; Ascomycota; Sordariomycetes; Hypocreales; Cordycipitaceae.
AUGGCCGAUCCGUUCGAAGUGCGCAUGCGAUUCAGCGCCCAGCUUCAGCAUCUCAAUGCGUCCGUCGCUUCAGCUCAAAAGGCGACCCAGUAUGCUCUGAGAUACAAAGAAUGGCACGAGGACCUGCACUCUUGCAUUCUCGAGCAAGUCGAGCGGACCAAUAUGAAUACCCGGGCCAACAUAAUGUACUUCAUUGAGCACUUCCUUGACCAGGCAAGUAGAGAAGGCCAACCAGACUACGUCCGCAUGAUGCAGCGCGACAUCAUUCGCGUCGUAGAUGCCGUGGCCCCAGAUGAUGGAUCGGGAGCUGCCAAUGUCAAAGUUGUCCGCAAGGUCCUCCGUGCGUUGCAAGGUAAAGGUUUCCUCGACGACCAGGUCGCAGCGCAGAUUGAAGACGUGAUCAAAGAGCGCAGUACCAAGGACCGCGACCUUGGGCUUUCAUCUCCUGUGGAAAAUGCCGAACUUGCGGAGCAAACGCCGCAACAACUUCCAGGUCAGCAAGCCAAGCGGGUAGGUCCGGGGCGGCUGGACAAGCGUCAAGUCGAGCAGCGCCUCGAGGAGGACCGCGAACGACACAAGCGUGAACGAGAGAGUAUCUGGGCCAUUCCAAAGGGCGAGGGUGCUGAGAUGAACAAGCUUUGGGACGAGACGAGCGACUUUGGCGAGGACGACGACCGACUCAUUACCGAGGAGAACGCCGACUUUGACACCGAAAUGGAAAUGCAGCUGUGUCAACACCAGCGGGCUGCGAAUGGCGAGCGUCGGUAG